Messenger RNA from Seminavis robusta, 3135 nucleotides. The record is from the annotation of a GenBank genome assembly. NCBI's taxonomy places the organism in Eukaryota, Bacillariophyta, Bacillariophyceae, Naviculales, Naviculaceae.
AUGGACCAUGACGAUCUUGUAGUGAAGGCCAUAGAGGUCUACAGAAGCAUCCCUGACUUUGGCGAGGUAUAUUUGUCGCGAGAAGAUUGUCUUGUUGCUGUUGGAAUGAAUGAAGAAAUUGCCAGCACGGAACAAGUCAAGAAACAGUUUGAUCGCAGACGAAAUGGAAUGGAGCAGCGACAUGGCAGACCAGAACACACUGACAAUAUUGAAGAAAACACAAAGCGGGCAGUAUAUCUAUUUCAGCGCCUUGCCGUGAAUCCUACCGCCAUUGGAAAGAAACCAACACAAGCAUGGACAAUGGCCCUCGCCGGGUUCAAACAUGAACAGCGGAAAGCUGGAGCUUGCUUCAUGAAAGUCAGCCGGGCAAUCAAAUCCUCCCAAAAGAGGCAGCAGCAGCAACAGCAACAGAGGCAGGCUGCCCAGAUGCCUCCAGUAGCUCGACAGAACCAAAUUCCACGCCCCGGGCACAAAAAGCCCCCUCCAAACAACCAUCUACCAAAACCACCGGCGGUGGCAGCGAGGCCCGUUCCCCAUGUAUUGAUUGAUGAUGACGAUGGUUCUCAAGUCGUCUUGUCCCCAAUUUCAGCUGCAGAUUCAAAUCCUGCUUUUGUGGGCUUUGACCAAGAGAAGGAAGAGUUUUCUUUCUUUAACACCCCUCCAAAUUUUUGCAAUACGGAGAUGCAAGUGCUCUUUGACAGCGCUUAUUGUGGUGAUAGUGUAUCAAUGUCCUCGGGUGCAAAAUCUAACAUUGAUUGGAAAGACGCAAGGAAGCCUCAAGGAAGCAUUCGAAGUGCAAUCUCCCACCUUACUACCACUACCGAUACGCGACGCACAAGCAAAGCAGCGCAACAAGAAAGACAGUCGCGUCGAGAGCUGGAUAACAUCCGAAAGUCCCUUUUCAAAGCUGCAACUGUCAUCUACAACUCUGUUCGGGCAAAUGAAAACACUCUUUCAAUUUUCAAGUCAGCUGAAGCCGUCGCAACGACUUUCAACAAAUUGGUUGGUAUCGAUUGUCUUUCUGGCCGUGAGAUACAAACCGCAGUCGCAAAAGGCAGUAUCAACGAGUCACCCCCUCGGCUUGGACGGCAGGGAGAGAUCCCAAUUGAGGAAUUCAAAGAUUUCUGCUCGGCUGUGUUUACUGCUUGUGCUAUUGAGCAAUCAAACUGCCAGGAACGAUCAAACCGAGAGCAACUGAAGAGCAUUGUCGGAGAGAUUUUGAAUGACAAGAGGAAAUCCGAGGGGCUGCCUGCAAUGAACGAUGCUCGCUUUUAUCGUCGAAUUGAGGAAGAGAUCUGUCACCUCCAAGAUUUAACCAAGGCCGAUAGUAGAGAGUCUCUCCGUGUGCUUUGGUUGACCUACAAGACUCAGCUCCGGCACUACGAGAACUGGGAGAAGCAUGCAGUCGAUUUGGGGUUUGCUCGAGAGCUUACAGCGGAUGAGCGUCCCAAUGAAGAUGGUUACAUCGUUUGGCACAAGAAGCGACUUUCUCAUGUGCUUCAAUUUGAUGAGAUGAAUCUUGCACUCGAAGGAACAGAUGCGACGAUUGGAGGGAGAGAGAGCCUGAUUCCGUCGGUAACAAGAGCGGGAAUCAAGGACGGUGGCCAAGCAGCAGAGAAGAAUGGAGCAUCGAUGACAAUUAUGUUUGGAGUUAACUUUGCUGGUGAGGUGUUGCCACCUCUCUUCAUUUUUCCAACCGGUGCCACGGAUAAGAAGAACUACAAGCUCAAAGCAGACUUCGCGGCGACUUUGCCCCAGCUGAAAGCCACUUAUGGCUUCAACACGGAGAGGUAUCACAACGUCCCGUUUGCUGUCAACCCGAAGGGAGGCAUGACAAAGGAAAUGCUUUCAGAAUUCUUUAGUCGUUGCAUUAUCCCACUCUACCCAAAGAGUUCUGACAACGUUGACAACCGAGUGCUUGUCAAGAUUGACUCAGGUCCUGGUCGGAACAACCCAGACACACUAGUUUAUCUUCGAUCUUUGGGUUUUCAUCUUUAUCCAGGCAUGCCAAAUGGCACAUCAACAGGACAGGAGCUUGAUCAAAUGUUUGGGUAUUUAAAGAAGCAUAUUUAUGAGAAUCGAGCCAUCCUUUGGGCCGCAAGAUUUCGCUUGGAGGGAGCAUCGGCAACAUUGACGAUGGCAGAUGUUGGCAGUAUGGUCUUUGGAGGUGUUGUCACAUUGACUGAUGGCAGUACAGUCGAGCUUGUUGAUGCUUUCUCAGAGGCGAUGGAUGCAGCGCACAUCCACAAAGCAAUGGACAAAUGUGGUUACUGUCCAAGCACUCGAGUGGCGUUGAAGUCCUCUCAAAUUCGGCACGAGGUUAUUGAAUCGGAGGAUGGUGGUAUUGAUGAGGAUGCUGAUCCGUACGGAGCCUUGCUUGAUGAGCUCGAGAGGAAGAAUCGACAGGCAAUCGAAGCCCUGCAUUUGAAUGGAUAUGACCUAGCUGACAACCUACGGCGCUCUAUCAACCGAGUGACAGUCAAUCAAGUCAGAGGAAGAGCAUCAACAAUCACCGAGCCAAACUCGCGAGAGAGACAGGAGGCGAUUCAGAAGGUCGGCACGUCGACUGCGGGUGGUUGGUUUCACGUUACCAAUGGUGGCGCUCCAAUGACGUGUGACGAUGCAUUGAUUGCGUUCGCUCGCAAGGAUCAAGAGAAGCAGGCUAGAGAGUUGGAGAAGAAGAAAGAGAAAUGGGAAUCAUUCCAAGAGGUGACAGCUGCUGCACAACAGGUCUUACAGCAGAAGAAAGACAGCAAGGCGUGGAAGAAAGCUGAUCUGCAAGUCGCCAUUCAAUUCAAGCAAGGCCCAAUUCCGACAGAGCCACACAAUGAGAAGGUAUCGGUCAACAAGCCUCAGCUCCUUGCUCUCUGGAAUGCCAAAUACAAGGAUAUGCCGGAACCAACAGUCGAAGAGUGGACGGAGGAAGAUGACAGCAUGCUGGAGUCGUUGUAUGCUGGUGAGAUUGUGGACUUUGAUAGAGAUGUGGGUCUACAGCGUUGCUGGGAAACAGAGGAAGAUGCAAUUGCACUAAGGUUGCUCUCAUUCAAUAAGCAGCGACGAAAGAACGUACUGCUCCAUGUGAUCGAAGAACUUGAGGCAACCGAAUGGGAUGAGAUUGAGGCCGACUUGCAUUGA